CCCGAUCCCGGGCACAGCAGAACGGAUGCAAUUCCCGAUCCCGGGAGCGGACUGCAAUUCCCAGCGUCCCCGCGCAUCCCGGCCCCGCGGUGACAUCAGCGCUGCCCGGCCGGGACUGGCUGGGCAGCGGCCGCGGCCGAAUGUGAGCUCGGCUCUCUGCCGUCCCCGCCGGGGCCUCUCCGCCGCCCGAUCCCGAUCCCGCCCCGGGGCGGCCCCCGAGCGCUCCGGGAGGGUCCGUGCCCCGCUCGGCCGAGGUGACAUCGCGGGGACAGGGCGGGCUCGGGGGCGCGCUUCGGCCGGCGGGGCCGUUCCCCGAGCCCGCCGCUUUCCCGGGGCUUUCCCGCCGCUUUUCGCCUUGUCCCGCGGCUCCGGGAGGGUGGAGGAGACGCUUUGCCAGAGCCUGGCAACAGAGCGCGUGUGGUGACCGCGGGGAGCAGUUGGUCCUUGGGAGCUUUGAUUCCUGCCUGCACGCGAUGCUGCGCGCUCCAGAGCAGAGAACCUGGGUACUGAUGACAAGGACGUGGUCCAAGUGCCACCCCUGGGCAGUGCCAGCCACAGAGGGGAUGUGUUUGCCUGGCCCGGGUGCAUUCCCAGUCUCACAGAGCAGGAGGGUCUGAGCUGUGAAGGUGCCACACCAACACCUAAAAUGUGAAACCUGUGGAGAAUUCCUAUUACUGUGCAGUGAAUAGCAGGAGGCAAACCAUGGACACCCAGUUGUUCUCCCCAUUCCUGGGAGCAGUCCCCAGUCCCCCCACGCCCCCAGAGCCCUCCCAGCUGUGCAGGGACUGGCUGGGAUGUGCUGAGGAUUUUGGAUCCCAAACUGCCUUCCAGGAGUGCCCAAAAAAGAGGGCACCAAUAAAUCUUUCUUACUCUGGCAAUGGCCCUGAUGUGUUUGGGUUGGUGUCGAGCAUUUUAGAGGAGCCAAACAAGCCAGAGCCAGCUACAGACUGGAAUUCUCUAUCAAGAUUGUUCCCCCCUGUGUGGCCACCUGAUCUGGGCAGCAACGGGGAGUUCCCAGGGCUGCCAGCUCAGCACUGGGUCCAAAGCAAGGAUUUUCCCAACCUGCUGGGCUCCAGCUGCCAUCAGGAACCCCUGCAGGAGCCUCCUGAGGUGGAGAUGCUGCACAGAGGUUUGGGGGACCUUCAGCUCCUCGAGUCUUGGCUCUCUCCCCGUGCUCAUCCCAGCAAUUCCCCGAGGAACCCUGACAAUUCCUCCUUGCACAGCAGCACCACAGCUCCCCAGGAAGGGUUUUCCUUCCCAGAUGGGGGCUGGAACCAGCAUUUGUGCACUUAUGACCACGGGAGGUUAAAUGGAGGUUAUGAAAAAUGCGGGUCCAGUUUUAGCCCUUUUUCUCCUCGGAGCAGGAUGAAAGAAAGCCCCAGCACCCAGAAGGAGUUUUGGAAAAGAGGAAAACCUCUGAAAAAUGAUGCUCCAGGACAAAUGAAGUAUUCCUCUGAUCUUUCCAAUCAGCCUGGUGAUAACUCUUGGGAUAAAGUACCCCAGGACCUGUUCUCUAAGAGAUAUGAGAACUUCCCAGCUGCUCACAAGCUGCAGUCACCUGUCCAUCCAUCCCUUCAUUUUCUCAAUCCACCCCCUAAGGAAAAUACAUUUUCUGGAGGAACAGGCAGGAAACCCCAGGAAAGCCACGUGCAAAAUGGCCAUUGUGGCUUUACUUUGGGUGAUGCUUUUAAUAAUAAUAAUAAUAAUGAGUGUAAAGUGAAUAUGGGCCCUAAGGAAAGCUCUCCUCAAGCAGCUGAAUAUGAUUUAUCUGUGCAAAACGGGAAUUACUCCUCAUACCAGGGGUGUGCAUGGCUGGAUGGGAACACUCUGGCAGCUGCUGCAUCUGAAAUUCCAUAUGGAAAACAAAUGGCAACGAGCCCCCAGUCCUCAUCAGGGGUUUCCACCAUGUCUGGGGGCUCUCCCACCCACCAGCCCUUCACCCAGCCCUCCUACUACUCCCAGCUCCUUCCCACCCUCCCUCCCAGGAAAGAUGGGAGGUUACAGACAUCAAAUGGAGUUUCCAGCCACUUGGGGGUUCCUCAUUUCAUCUCAGAGAGCCGGAAGCAGAUGAGACCCGUUGGAAGGUCCCAGGAGGAUCCUGGGGUGAGCAAGGACGGGCGGCGCCGCAAAUUCCCCGUUUGUUUUUCACCCGACUGGCUCGUGCAGCAGAAGGCUGCAGGUGAAGACCCCGCUGAGAAAUACCACAGGUUCCCAAAGAGGCAGAGCCAGGAAAGAGGCAGUAAAGAUGACAGAAGAGGCAGAAGGAAUUGGAUCCCUCAUUUGGGAGCUGCGGCACCAAACCGCCAGCCCUCGCACCACGUGUUUCCGAAAAAGCACGAGCAGAGCGGUGGCAGCUUGUCAGAUUUCAUCAAUCCUUCUCUGCUUCCUUCCUUCCCAUUCACGUCUGAUCUUAAACCAAAUCCCAGCUUCCCUCCAUUUAAUCACCAACUGUUUCCAUCAGCAAACACUUUCAAUUUCCCUCCGCCGCCGUUUCCGUUCUCGGACCUCGUUGAUCUUUUUCACGGCGACGACUUCACCCCCUUGAGUCCCUUCAGGAGUGAGCUGUUCCCUGGGGAAAUCCCUGCCCCCUGCUUUGCCUUUCCAGCCCCAUUUAACAAGUUCAGGCCUCCCAGGAGCCGCAGUGGCCCCGCUAACGAGCUCCACGUCCGGCUGGAGGAGUGCUACGAGCAGUGGAGAGCUUUGGAGAAGGAGAGGAAGAAGGCUGAGGCUGACCUUGCAAGACACUUCCCAGGGCAGCACAUGCCCAGCUCCAGCCCCAGCCCCGUGCCGCGGCUCCCUGCGCGUCCGUCCCGCGUGGAUCGCCUGCUCGCCGACCAGGCCCGCGAGCGCGCCCGGGUGCUCGCACUGAUAGGAAGAAUGGAGAGGCUUUGUGGUGCUCCCCUGCACAGGAACAUCUCCAGGACCUUGGAGCUGCACCUGGAAGCCGUUCAGGUGACCCAGGCACGUCGGAAGGAUGAGCUUGGGAAUGCUGCAAACCCCCAGAGUCACGGGGGGCCACGCUGCAGCAACGAGAAAGGUGUGCUGGCCCUGGCAGCUGCCCUGCAAGCCCUGGCGGGUGCCACGCGCAGAGCUCGCACCGCGCUCUGGUGCGCGCUGCAGGUGACUCUGCCCAGAUCCCCUCCGGCUGGACCUGGAAGCCAACGCUUUCUCCUGGAAGAGCUUUGCUCCUCAAGCACAAGCAGCCAGGAAAAAAGCAGCCUGGAGCAGGAAAGCAGAGGAAGUGGAAAAGCUGAGGAAGCGAGGAAGAUUUUGGAAUAAUCGGCGAUAACGAACGGAACGCCGAGGAUGGGGAGGGAAGGGCUCAGGUCCUGCCCAGCACCGCCAGAGGUGGAUGUCACAGGAUGUCAGGAGGGGGUUAAUUAAAAAAAAAAGGGUUAAUUAAGGUGCCUGGUCAGUGCUGCAGGUGCGGUACUGUGAUUCUGGUGUGGAGAGACACAGCUUGUGCUGGUGUUGAUGCAGUUUUAGUAUCGCAGGUGUCGAGAAAUUUUAAUGUUCAGAGGAGCUCAGCAAGAGUUGAGCUUUCCUCCUGUGCUUACCCAGAGCUCUGAGCCCAGCCAGGACCUGAGCAAACAGAGUCUGGUACAACUUAAUUAUCUUUUUUUUUUUUUUUUUUUUUUUUUUUUGGCUAAUGAGACACUUUAGGAUAUUUAAAGGUACUCAAUAGUCAUUCAGGGUUUGUUUUAUUUUUAUUUUUUGCACCGUGUGUAGUUCUUUCCAGAGCCAAAGUGAUCACUGAGUAGUUUGCACCCCAUCACUGUGUCAGGAGCAAUCCACGCUGCUGUUGUGGUGGUGUUUUUUGGGACAGGUUAUCUCUGCUGGACAGGAAUAAUCAGUGUUCAGUGCUGGUUUUGAGAGAGUUUUGUGCUGCCAGUUCAGUUUCCAGCAAAACCAGUGUGAGCUGAGCUUUUCCAUAGCUUUGCCCACUUUGGUUUUUCCACUAAAAAAGUGGAUUUUUGUAGCUUUGCAGUGUGAACUGCGUGGAAGUGCUCCUUAGCAGGUGUUAGAAAACUUGCUCAGGAUUAGAAAUUAGAUUUAUUGGUUCCUCAGUGGGUUUAAAACCAGUAACACUAUAACAUAGUAUGCACUUACCUUAAAAAAAACUAUUAUUUGUUAUUAAUCUAUGUUCAUGGUACUAUAAUUUUUUUUCAGACACAUUCCAUAUUUAUUUGAAUGUCUUCAUUGAAUGUUUAUUUUAAAAACCUAUUUUAGUAAUAUGAAGUUAAAUAUUUUGCCAAAUCUUCCAAAUAAUCAGAUUUAAUGAUUUACUCAGGAACUCUGUACAUUAUUAUAUAAAUAUACACGUGGUAUAUAGGGGGUUUUUUUGGGAAAGGGGUGUUUGCAAAAUACUUACACAAAGCUAAUUAUGUACUAGGUUACCAAAGCUCUUUCACUGAUUAUUUUUUUUGGUGUGGAAGGUUUAAUAUAUUUAAUUGCUGUUAAUUAGUCUCCGUUGUGUGGCUUAGACAAUCAGCGUGUGGUUGUUCAGGGUGAAAAACUAGUAAAGAAUAAUUCAAGCUGUGAUCUUAGGGCAUUUAGGAAUAUUUUAAUGCUUUAACAACUGUCUUACUGUUCCACAGUCUCCUAACAUGUACUAAUAAUUAAGGUUCUUGAGUAUCAGGAUCUUAAUGAAGAGCUUUGGAGAGCAGUUCUUGGCUUAAAAGUGAAUUAAGUUGAGGAUAUAAGCAAAAUUUGAAGGACAAAAAAUGAAGGUUUUUGUGUCAUGUGGUGUUCAGUGUCAAAAUUGACAUUUUUGUGGGUAAUUAUAGAACUGUUCACAUAUAUAUUUGUACUUGCAAAAUUGUUCCAAAUGCAGUUGUGUAGUUGUGGGUCUGUGGAUGUUUCUAGAGCAGAUUUCGUCUCAGUAUCAUCCUUAGCUCUGUUGAGGCUUGGAGAUUUGUAGCUAAAAUUUACCCAGGCCUCACUGUAAUCCACUGGGUGAAGUUGAAAAACAAAAGUAGAUCGAAAUCAGAUAAUUAGUAUAGCAAAAUUAUGGUUUUUUCCCCUAAAGAAAGUGAAUUCCGCUUAAAAGAUUAUUUCAAGCCUUAGCCUAAAAAACAGGUCCCAGAGUUACUGUAGCGUGUUUUCUCUCUGUGUACGUGGAAUUUAUUUGCACAAACUAAUUCAAGAAGCUUCAAUCUGCGUUUGUGAAACUGAUUGUGCUCCACAGCUUGAAAGUGGAGUUUGCAGGAUUUCAGUUCCUGGGGGAUUUGGGGGUUUAAUUGCCCAAAUUAAAAUUAAUUUUCCAUUGCUGUGCUGACAGGAAAUCAGAAUUUCAGAGUCUGAAUCUUGGGUUUUUUUCUGUUUACACAACCAGGGUUGUUUUGUAGUGGUGAAUGUUAUAAUUGGUUCUUAUUGUACUGCUGUGUGUUAAUUAAUGAUCUUAAUUAGCUCAUAGUUAAUGUGCCUUUAACAAUCUCAUUUUUCCAGAGUGUUAAAAAGCUGGGUGGUUCACUCCUGGUUCCAAUUUCAGUUUAAAAAAAGACAUUUUAAAGGGUUACACGUGACUGCAAUCAACUGAUACUGUUAAUUAUGUUAAUUGCACUCAGGAGCUGCUGCAGGUUGGGUUCCUUAGGGAGCUCUGUGGCUCUGGAAUGUCCCCCUGGAUCAUGUGCCCAGGUCAGCUGCUCCUGCUCGUGCCCUGCAAAUGCUCCUCUUUCACUUGGCCUCACUCACUUUUCUUCACAAAACCUCCAGCUCUUCAAGCAAAAACGAGGUUUUAUUUACAAAAAAUAAGUUUUAAUAAUUUUUAAGUGCCCUUUUCUUUAAAUGGGUUGGUUAUGAACAGCAUCAUACCUAGAAAGAGUUUUGUCUUCAGUUCCUAAUUUCAGAAUGCCUCAUUUCUGUUGUUUUAUUACAAAACCUUCUGCAUUUUAAGG
This is a messenger RNA of Motacilla alba alba, 5897 nucleotides long. RefSeq lists its product as uncharacterized. The record is from RefSeq and is a predicted model, not a curated record. Gene Ontology annotation, biological process: meiotic cell cycle; male meiosis I; female meiosis I. Lineage: Eukaryota; Metazoa; Chordata; Aves; Passeriformes; Motacillidae. Gene Ontology annotation, cellular component: nucleus; cytoplasm.